Molecule: messenger RNA, 864 nt
Organism: Iphiclides podalirius (scarce swallowtail)
Lineage: Eukaryota; Metazoa; Arthropoda; Insecta; Lepidoptera; Papilionidae
Source: the annotation of a GenBank genome assembly
AUGGAUCCAAAAGUUCAACUGGCUCGCGAGUACUGCAAAUUGUUAGAUAGUAAAAUACUAUGGUUACUUAAGUUUACUGGAUACCUCAGAUUUGCGACCAACAACGGUCAUAUUGUCAAAAGGAACGCUACCACCGCCUUCGUGCGAUGCUUAAACUCAAUAAUCUCCGGCAAUUCUUCGGCGUUUUACAUGUUCUACGUGUUGAGCUGGAAAGAGAAUUACUUAAUACAAUCCGAAGUGAUACUUUUAAUGUUGAUCGCCGUAUUACAGAACAGCAUAUUGCUAAACAUAGCCGGCCCAAACAGAAACACCGGCUUGGUAUUGCUAAAUUAUUGUAUGGAGAUCGACUGCCAUCUAGGUAUUAAGCCGACGAAGUUCAUGAGGGACAUCGUUGUUAGGACGUUCCUAACAUUAUCGAUCUUCAUCUUUUCAUUUCAAGCAAUUAUUGUCACUGUAUUGGUGUUUGCGUACAAAACUCCACUAUCCAUACACGUAGUCGGCACUAUUUACUUCACGCUGCUUUUCAUGAUCUACUAUGACAUUUGUUUCCUUCUGACGUUUUACGCUUUCUUAGCGCUGAGGGUGCAUUACUUGAACGUGGCUAUAAUAAAGCGGGCCGGCGUGAAUGCAGAUGAGAUUUUAAAGUUAACGCGGAGCAUCUUAAACACAUUGGAGAUCCGCGAACCUCGACUCUCCCUCUACGGAAUGUGUUUCCUGAACACUGGUCUAGUGCUCCGCUUCGCUGCGUCCAUUUUCGUUUACAUCACCGUGCAACUUCAAAUCUUGAUACCGGCGUUCGAAGAAACCAAACAGGAGCCCGCGACGCUCUCGCGAAACGGAGUUUUCCUUUUCGGCUGGGGUUUU